This is a messenger RNA of Momordica charantia (bitter melon), 2030 nucleotides long. RefSeq names its product B3 domain-containing protein LOC_Os12g40080. Gene Ontology annotation, molecular function: DNA binding. The record is from RefSeq and is a predicted model, not a curated record. NCBI's taxonomy places the organism in Eukaryota, Viridiplantae, Streptophyta, Magnoliopsida, Cucurbitales, Cucurbitaceae.
UUUUAAAAUCUGUAUAGCCCUCUCUAGAUUUACGGGCCGUUCCAAUUCCCACAUAGCAAUUCAGCAGAACCAAAUCAAGUUCUUCUGAAGAACAAUCCUCCAACCCAAAUGGCUUCUUUUGAUCCUCCUCCUCUCUGUUCCAACAUAAUUUUAAAUCCUCCUCAGUUUUUCAAGAUAGUUUUGCAGAGAAAUCUUGAGCACAAAAAGCUGAUGAUUCCGAAGAAGUUCGUCACAGAUUAUGGGAAGUUUCUAUCGACUUCUGUACGUCUCAGACUUCUCGAUGGCAUGGAAUGGAAAAUCGGAUUAACGACCGCAGCAAAUGGCGCCGUUUGGCUUCAGAACGGCUGGCACCCAUUUGCAGAGCAUUACAGUUUGGAAUUUGGUUCACUGUUGGUUUUUAGAUUCGACGGAUGCUCAACUUUCCACACAACCAUAUUUGAUAUUACUGGGUCCGAGAUUAAAUAUCGUUGCAACUUUAAUGAUUCCAGUGGAGAUUUUGAAGAGGAGGAUGAUGCUAAUUACUCAAAACAGAGGGAGAAGCCAUCAUUUCAUUGUCAAGAAUUCUAUAUUAAUAGGAAGAAGCGAAGUUGUAAGAGAAUGCGAGAAGAUGGGGUUUCAAGGAGAAGGCAGGCACUAUCAUCCACAACCAAGAAAGCUGAUGAAGAUCAAAGAUUCAGCAGUUUGAAAUCUGGGAAACCUGGUUUCAAUGUUGUUAUGGGGAAAUCAAAUGUAGGAAGAGGAUUCACUAUGAUAAUUCCUAAAGAGUUUGCAGAGAAGUAUUUAGUGGAGGAAUUCGGAAGCAUUGGAAUUCAAACUUCAGAUGGUAGAAGUUGGUCACUUUUGUACAAAUGGAGUCGAAGCCAGGUGCGAGAUUAUGCUUAUAUUUCAGAUGGGUGGAAGCGUUUUGCAGAGGGAAAUCGGUUGAAAGAAGGAGAUGUUGUGUUCUUUCAACUCAUAAAAAGAGACAAACUUUUAUUCCAAACAAUUAAAUAUCGUUGCAACUUUGAUGAUUCUAGUGGAGAUUUUGAAAAGGAGAAGCCUUCAUUUCCCUGUCGUAAGAAGAUGAGAAAUGAAGGCUUAUUUUUCCCCAAAAUGGAACCUGAAGCUGCAGAAGAAUGCUAUAUUUACAGGAAAGAUGGGGUUUCAAGGAGACGGCAGCCAUUAUCAUGUACAGGAACAGCCAAGAAAGCUGAAGAGCCUCAAAGAUUGUGCAAUUUGAAAUCUGAGAAACCUGGUUUCAAAGUUGUCAUGGGGAAAUCAUACGUCACAGGAAGAUGCAAUAUGACGAUUCCUAAAAAAUUUGCAGACAAGUAUUUAGUGGAGGAGUUUGGAACCAUUGGAAUUCAUACUUCAGAUGGUAGAAGUUGGUCUCUUUUGUACAAAUGGAGUCGAACCCAGGUGCGAGAUUAUGCUUAUAUUUCAGAUGGGUGGAAGCGUUUUGUAGAAGAAAGUCUGUUGAAAGAAGGUGAUGUUGGGUUCUUUCAACUCAUCGAAAAAGAUCAACUUUUAUUCUCAAAACAAGAGAAGAGCAUCUGUAGUACCUCUGCUUCUCCUUCCCUUUUGCCGAAGAAGAAAGUUGCAACUACCAGAAAUCCCUUCUUCCAAGUUGAUGUUCGAUUGGGUAGAAAUUCGAUGAGAAUUCCUAUGGAGUUUAUGAAGGAACAUCUUUCACCAGAAAUGCAUACUGCGAGGCUUGAGGUUGGGGAAAAAAAAUGGAAGGUGAUCAUGAAGAAUUACCAGAGGGGUAUCAGAUUCUCAGCUGGGUGGCCUGCAUUUUGCAGGGACAAUGCCUUGGAAGAUGAAGAUACAUGCUUUUUUGAGCUGCUGAACAAGAAUCACUCCCACUGUGCUUUUAAAGUUACCAUUUGCAGCAAAGUUCCAUCCUGUCUCAGUUGACUAAAUAUCUGUAAUGUUAUUUGCAAAAGCUUCGCCUUUUAUUAUUGUUUAGAACAAGGCAAGUUUCUGUAGGCUUUUCUUUUGUUCAGAGGAUGUUGCAGAUAUUUGGUAUGAGUAUUUUUGUAAAAGAAAGA